Messenger RNA from Vicia villosa (hairy vetch), 627 nucleotides. RefSeq lists its product as uncharacterized. Gene Ontology annotation, biological process: proteolysis. Gene Ontology annotation, molecular function: aspartic-type endopeptidase activity. NCBI's taxonomy places the organism in Eukaryota, Viridiplantae, Streptophyta, Magnoliopsida, Fabales, Fabaceae. Bases 1 to 627 code for a protein of 208 amino acids. The transcript has 2 exons. The record is from RefSeq and is a predicted model, not a curated record.
AUGCUUGAGACCCAGAUUUCACAAGUAGCCCAAACCACCUCUGCACAAGUUGUACCUGGAGGACAAUUCUCUGGACAAACCCAACCUAAUCCCAAAGGAACAGCAAAUUCUACCACCCUGAGAAGUGGAACCGCUUAUGAAGGACCUAGAAAUCCCAACCUAAGCACAUCAGAAAAACCUAAGGAAGAUGCUGAACCAAAAGACCAGCGACUCGACGAUCCCAAACCUUUAGAAUGUCAUUCCAUAUCCGAGAAUAAACUUGCCAAGAAAGACAAAGAUCCUGGAAGUUUUUCUAUCCCUUGCGUCCUAGGAUAUCAUACCAUAGACAAAGCAUUUUUUGACCUAGGAGCAAGCGUAAGUCUGAUGCCUUUAGCUGUCUGUAAGAGGUUAAAACUGGGAAAACUUCAACCUACUAAGAUAUUAUCACAACUGGCCAAUAGAUCAGUUAAAUACCCCAUGGGUAUUUUAGAAGACAUACCUGUCAAAAUUGGUCAGUUAUACAUUCCGACCGAUUUCGUAGUUAUGGAUAUCAAAGAAGAUGAUGACAUCCCAAUCCUCCUAGGUAGACCAUUCCUAUCGACCGCCGGAGCUAUAAUAGACGUUAAAAAAGGGAAGCUGACUUUUUAG